This is a messenger RNA of Saccostrea cuccullata (small rock oyster), 7872 nucleotides long. RefSeq lists its product as uncharacterized. Gene Ontology annotation, molecular function: NAD+ poly-ADP-ribosyltransferase activity; transcription corepressor activity. Gene Ontology annotation, biological process: negative regulation of gene expression. NCBI's taxonomy places the organism in Eukaryota, Metazoa, Mollusca, Bivalvia, Ostreida, Ostreidae. The record is from RefSeq and is a predicted model, not a curated record. Gene Ontology annotation, cellular component: cytoplasm; nucleus. The transcript has 19 exons. The coding region runs from base 39 to 5165 and encodes 1708 amino acids.
AUGAGUAUAUAUCACGGAUACUAUAAGUCAGCAUACAAAUGGCUCUUGGAUUAGACCCAGGAGGUCGGACACGGUUCGCAAAAAUAUCAAUGGCUAUCAUCGAUGAACUGACUCAGGUAUACAGAGAUUUAUUGCAACGACAUGUACCAGCAAAUCACAUUUUCAACAAAGUUAAAGCAUCCCAAGACGUUUUUAAAAAGCUUAGCACAGAUCAGAUAUUGAUCUUAAAGGAUGCCUGUACAAACGGUUAUGCCGAUUUUGACAUAACAUUGAUGUAUACAUUAUUAAGGAAUGUAUGCACAAAUAUCCCAGCACCGACAAAAAAAUGGGGAACUCCUCCAGGAACUGGAGAAGUCGGCAUUGGUGAUGAUAUAGAGAGAGUAAGAAUAGUCCGAAACAAAGUGCAUGGCCAUGUCAAAUCAGCAUCUAUGUCGAAGAAUGAAUUUGAAGACAACUGGAGAAUGAUUUCUGACAUAUGCCGAAGGCUUCAAUCUCACACAGGGGGUUCGUACACUAGUAAUCUACAGAAUAUACUUGAGAGGACUAUUGAUGAAGAUCAAGAACGUCGAUAUAUUGAAAAAUUGAAGUUUGAUAGUGAAAAAGACAAAUCAGUCUUAGAAGAAUUAUCUUCCUUAAAAUCGGAUGUUCAGGAUUUGAAGUCGAAGAUGACAGACCUUUACAAGUGGUGUUGGCAGUUAAUCUUCAAAGUUAAUGUCCUCCCAAGAAAUGAAUCAACUGAAGCAAAAGACAAUGUUGAUAGAAUGAUGGAAACUCUAAAAAAAACUCUGAAUAGAAUGGUAGACUUCAUUGACAAGGAAACAAAAGUUCAAGACAUUUCCAGGAUUGAAGAUAAUAUAACAGCCUUUUUAGAUUCUUCAGGGAAGGAAGAUAUUGUCUUCCUCAACGAUUUACUAGAUAAAUUCGAAGAAAAGAUUGAACUCGCCUUUAACGAUCAAAACGAUGUUCGAAUUGGCAUUAUGAGUAGAUUUGCACAUUUUGUUAUUAUCGUUAAGAAAAAGUAUCAGGCAAAAUUUAGUGUUGAUAUUGGGAGCCUUAUUAUAACCUUCCAUUUUGAGUCGUUACAAGGAUUUCAGAAAUUUAAAGAAGAUUGGAAAAGUUGUCUUAUUCAAGAGGAAGUGAAAAAAGUUGUUCAUUGUGAACCAUUCCUACGGUUAUUCAUGAUCAAAAAGGAAGAUAUGAAAGUAGAACUCGAGGAAUGUACAGAUAUGGAAAAAGAUGAAGGGGAGGACAUUCAAGGAGAAAGGGUGAAAAAGAAGGAAAUGGUAGAAAAGGAAAGGAAGAAGGAAGAUACAACGCAAAGAAAAGACAAUUUCUGGACACGGGGAAUAGUUCGUUUACGCAAUGCAUUGUCUACUCCCUAUUUGGUACCGAUUCCAGCCAAUUCGAACCCUGAACCUGAAGGGGAGGAGAUACAAGAAGAAAGGAUGAAAAAGGUAGAAAAGAAAAGGAGGAAGGAAGAUACAAGGGAAAGAAAAGGCAAUAUCGUGACACGGAGCCUAGUUCGUUUACGCCAUGCAUUCUCUACUCCCAAUCUGGCAAUCAUUUUGGACUCUGAACCCAGCACAGCCAAUUCGAGCCCUGAAACCAGCAGAGCCCAUCUGGAUUCUGGACCAAACAUAACCAUUUUGGACUCUGAACCCAGCACAGCCAAUUCGAGUCCAGGACCUAGAAGACACAAUUCAAGCCCUGAAACUAGCGGAGCCCAUCUGAGUUUUGAUCCUAGCAUAACCAUUCUGAGCUCUGAACCCAGCACAACCAAUUCGAGCCCAGAACAUAGAAGAGCCAGUUCAAGCCCUGAAACCAGCAAAGCCCAUCUGGUUUCUAAUCCCAGCAUAACCAUUCUGAGCUCUGAACCAAGCACAGCCAAUCCUAGUCUCAUCACAGCCCAUCUUAUCCCUGAACCUAGCACAAUCAACCAAUGGCAGUUGGAAGAGAAUGAAGGGUUCAAUUUAUCAGCCUCACCCUUAUCUGUAGGCAAAGUGAGCCCUCCACCCACCAUGACCAAUCUAAUCUUUGAGCCUACAAUUGGCAAUCUGAGUCCUAAACCUGUCACAACUGUUCCAAGCCCUACCCUAACUACAGUUAAUUCAAGCCCUACAAUCACCACAGUCAAUUCAAGCCCUCUACCCACUAUAGCCAGUCUAAACCCUGGACCAAUCCCAACCCGACCAAGACUUAGACCAUUGGUAAAGAUUGGAGGAAGCAAUGUCUUAGCCUCAGCCAGUCCAAUAUCUAGACCUGUCAGAGCUAAACCAAUCCCAAAAUACAUUACAACUAAUCUACCCCCAAGACCUACUACAGCUAAAUUAGGCACUAAAUACACCACAAGCAAUCCAAGCUGUAAACCUGCCACAGCCAAUCUGAGCAUUAGACAGUGGGUCAUGAUUGGAGGGAUCAAAAUAUCAGUUGUGGAAGGACAACUCAUUGAUGAACAGGUUGAUGUUUAUGUGAAUGGAGUGCACUCUAGCUUUGACCUGAGUAGAAUUCCUAGUAAGAAAUUAAGUGAUGCUGCAGGACCAGCAUUGGAAGCUGACUGCAAGAAGAGAUUUCCUAAUGGCCUAAAAAUAGGAGACAUUGCAGACACAGGGGGCUUUAAUUCCAAUUGCCAGAGAGUGUAUCAUGUGACCCUUCCCAGAAGUCAACAGGAUGGCAGCCAGAACAAGAAUUUAACACAAUCAGUAAAGGACUGCCUUGAGAGAGCCAAUAAAAACAGCUUCACCUCCAUUGCUGUACCAGAUCUGGGGUCCCCCAUUGGGUACCCUCCCAGUAUCCUGGCAGACCUGAUGUUUACAGCGGUGGAGGAGUUCAGUAAAGGGAAAACCAACCCCAAUCUCAGCCAAGUGGUGUUCUCCAUCUUCAAAAAUCAAGUUUAUACGGCAUUUGUUAACAAAGCAAAGGAAAUAUACAGACAAAAAUCAGUUAUCUCACAGAAGAAGAAAUUUAAAUUUGGAAGGGUAGAGGUCUGGUUGGAGGUUGGAGAUUUAACACAACAACAUGUUGAUGUAAUUGUUUGUAGUGGACCAAAAGAUCUGAGACUGAAAAAUAAAGGAAUGGCAGAGACCAUGCUGAUGGCUGCAGGGCCUAAACUUCAGAAAGACUGUGAUGAUAAAUAUCCAAAUGGAAUCAAGCAUGGAGAUAUUGCCAUCACUGGUGGCCAUGAUUUGCAUUGCAGAUUUGUGUAUAUUGGGGCUCUCCCUAAAUGGGGCACAUCUACUAAAGCAAAACAGAUCUUGAAAGACUUAGUCAUCAACUGUCUAGAUGAGGCCAAUAAACAUCCCAUGACAAAGACCCUUGCUUUCCCCACCCUGGGGACGGGGUCUCUGGAAUACCCCCCUGAUGAAGUGGCUGAGGUCAUGGCAGAGUGCAUUAAAGACUUCAACAAAAAAUAUCCCAAAACUGAACUCACCAGAAUCACCAUUGUAGCUUACAACCUGGACAAGAAAUGGCAAACUGUUCAACAGAGUUUCAAGUCCAACUGCUACUUUUCUCUUACUUUAUACAAACACAAACCUGUAGAGCUUAUACAGUCUCGACUGAAACAUCUGGUUGCUGUAUAUACAUGCAUUUCUGUCUUCUCUACAAAUGCCAACACCCAGUCUCACUGCGGCAUCAAAGGACCUGCAGGAACGUCAGGAACAGUUGUAACACAUAAGAUUACCUUCAAGUUAGGAAGAAUAGAUGUCUGGUUGAAGGUUGGAAAUUUAACAGAACAACAGGUUGAUGUUAUUGUUUGUAGUGGACCAAAAGAUCUGAAGCUAAAGAAUAAAGGAAUGGCAGAGACCAUGCUGAUGGCUGCAGGGUCUAAACUUCAGAAAGACUGUGAUGAUAAAUAUCCAAAUGGAAUCCAGUAUGGAGAUAUUGCCAUCACUGGUGGCCAUGAUUUGCAUUGUCAAUUUGUGUACCAUGGGGCUCUCCCCAAGUGGGGCACAUCCGGUACAUCUACACCAAAACAGAUCUUGAAAGACUUUGUCACCAACUGUCUGGAGGAGGCCAAUAAACAUCCCAUGACAAAGACUCUUGCUUUCCCCACCCUGGGGACCGGGUCUCUGGAAUACCCCCCUGAUGAAGUGGCAGAGGUCAUGGCAGAGUGCAUUGAAGACUUUAACAAAAAAUAUCCCAAAACUGAACUCACCAGAAUCACCAUUGUAGUUUACAGUAUGGACCAGAAAUGGCAAACUGUUCAACAGGCAUUUCGUUCUGCUCUACAAAUAUUCACACCCACACGACCUGUAUCUUCAAAAACAGCUUCCAGCUCAAAACCAUUGAAUUCCAAACAGUAUUUUGAAGAUCUCUAUCAUAAAAAACCAAUGCCUCCCUCCUACUGGACAAAAUACACAUCCAGUAAAACCCUUGCUGAUUGGAACACCACUGUAUCACAAAAAGCACAUGAACAAGUGGAUUUAAAUCCCAGCAACCCUAUAUACAAAGCUAUAAAAAAAUUGGCUUUGACAACAUGGAAAUCACAGUAUGUAGGACAUGGAGUAGACUCUGCUGGUUUAGCUGGGUUAAAUUACACCAAUAUUAGGAUAACUGGAAUAAAACGACUGGAAAAUCCACAUCUUUUUGAGGAAUAUUGGAAGUACAGAGAGAAACUUUUUUUAAGAGCAUCCAAAAAAGGUGUGUUGAAGCCACUUCAGCAAAUUUCACAAGCCAAAAAUGGUGAAGUGUUGACAACAAAGAUGGCUGAUCCUUUACUGAAGACGGAGAUAUAUCCAGGGAUUAAUGAGCAUUACCUGUUUCAUGGGACAGAGAAAAAAUACAUUGAAAACAUCCUGACCCAGGGACUGGAUGGAAGGCUUGCCAAUAGUCCUUUCUUUGGGAAAGGUGUGUACUGUGCAGAAAGUUCCACCAAGUCAGAUCAGUAUGCAGAUCCCAAACAGAACAGGGAUUUGCAGGAGAAACAGAUGUUGUUAGUGAGAGCUUGUCUGGGGGAGAUAUUUGUCAGGACGGACACUACGACGAAGCACAACUACAGCCGGCCACCCUGCCAGUGCUGCCAUGACGACAGGUGCACCGAUGUUACCCAUAGUUCCCUAUUCUUUGACUCCAUUGUUGUGGAUGGUGGCUGGAAUUUCAGAGAAUUUAUUGUGUAUGAUAACAAAGCUUGUUAUCCUGAAUAUCUGAUCUCAUACAAGAGAAUUUAGGCACUUGAUCAGUGUAUUGAACUUAGAUAUUAUAUAUUUCAUUAUUAUACCAUAUAAGUGGAAAUUUUAGCGAGACGCAAAUUUAGUGAUUUGUCCUUAAAAACUAUUUAUUUAUUUAAAGCGAGAUGUUAUUUUAGCGAAUUUUAAAAUGCACAUUAAAGAACCUAUAACAAAUAAAACACAAUUAAUUUUUAGCGGUAAUCAAUUUUAGUGAUCUUGGCACCAUCGCUAAUAAUGCCAAAAUUAAGUCCUCGUUAAAAAUUCUACUUAUACGGUAUUCAAAACACAAUCACGCUGGGGCCAUGCAACAAUAAAACGAGAUGCGUAUGAUGCCCCUGUAUGGAAACAUAGCAAAGGUUACACUCUCUCAAUUGCAAAUCAAAUAUGUUGGUACCCAAAGUGAGGUCUACUCACAAGAAAUACAAUUGUGAAAAAAAAUGAAAGUUCUAUCACCACCUGUUCAAAAGUUAUGGCCAAGAUUCGUUUUUUUUUAAAGUAGGUCAAACUCUUAUGUCAAGUUCAAAGGGUCAAAGUUGUUGGUUUCUAAAGAAAGUUCUGGUCACAAGGAUUUCAUACAUGUAUUUGAAGUUUGAAAACCUAAACUUUAACUGUUCAAAAGUUAAGGCCAAGGUUAAAGUUUUUUCAGUGUAGGUCAAACUCCUAGGUCAAUGUCAAAGAGUCACUGUUGUUAGAUCUUGUCACAAGGAUUGCAUAUGUAAAGUAUGAAAACCCUAGCCCUUACCAUUUAAAAAUUAUGGCUGAGGUAAAGUUUUUUAAAAGUAGGUCAAUUUACAAAGGUCAUGGUCAAAUUCAUUGGAAUUCAAUGAAAGGCCUUAUCACAAAAAAUAUAUGUGAGAAGUAUGAAAGUCUUAGCACCAGCCUUUUAAAAGUUAUGACAAAAGUAAAAGUUUGGUAUAUAUUUGUAAAAGUAGGUCAAACUCCAAAGUCAAGGGGUCAAAUUUGGUAGUACCCAAAGAAAGGUCUUGUCACAAAAAAAUGCAUCUGUGAAAUAAGAAAGCCAUGGCCUGGCCACUUUUUUGUUGUUGUAUACAUUCCCAUGUUUUAGUAGUGCUAGUAAUACUCUAUAAAUUGUAAUUAUAAGUGUAUUACUCUGUAGUGAGAACUAUCUCACUGUGUGUGUUAGAAAAGUUGGAAUUUUUUUACUGCAUGCAUGGUCACUCAGAGAGCUUAAAUAUGCAAGUCACAGAAAAGCAAAAUAGAUUUGAACUUGGAAUGAUUGCAGAAAACCAGUAUUAAUAUGUAUGUAUAAGUAUGUGGAAAAGUAGGAUUUUUUCAUAGAAGAGCAGUGUUGAAUCACAGAAAAGUGAAACUGCAUUUUAAAUCAUGACUUCCAGGACUAGAUAGCUUGGGUUACAUUAUGGAUAAUAGAAAGGUUUAAAGGAAAAUCGAUGAAAGUCAUGUUUACAUAAAUAGCAAAAGCUAUAUGUUUAAUCAUAUUAUGAAUUGGAAACAUCCUCAUGUAAAGCAGGUUAAUUUGUUUAUAGCUGCAGAAUUGUAGCAUUAUGGUUUUAUAUUUAGUCUUAAAUUGACCAUAACACUAUACAAAUCCUAUGUUACAAAUAAUGGUGCAAUUGAUGGCACAGGACUUUGACUGCAUGCACAUGGUUGGAGAGGAAUUAUAAUAUAUCCACUUUCUAACAUUGGUCAAUCAACUAUAUAUAUGAGUACCUUUCACUCCUUAGUUCUUGUUAUAUUCUUUCACCAAUCUGUUGUUUUAUCUACCUACUUACUCUAAAUCUCUAUAGACCUAUAAUCUUUUGUUUUGAUCAAUUUUCUUUUCUUUUUCUGAUGCCAGAAAUUUAAAACAAGUGAAUUUAUUGGUCUGUAGAGAUGACUAUAUAGGGUUUAAGGAGGUGGAUAUGAUAUACAUCUGGUUCAGUUAAUUGGUUAAAGAAUGUGUCUAGAAUUAAAGAUUGAAAAAAGUAUUUGAAUAUCCAAGGCUGGAAAGUGGAGAAAUACAUCCCCAACCAUACGCAGAAAAUCCUGCGCCAUAAAUUUAUUAUAAGAAAAAUUAAUUCUGAUGGUGAAGAUGAAGAACAGCAGAGACUGAUGCAUGUUUAGAAAUGUCCAUAGAUUGAAAUUUGUUUCAACCAUGCUCCCUUUGGGGGGGGGGGGGGUAGCCUCUACCAAAAGGGAUAAAAAAAAAUGUACCCAGAUAUUGAAGAAAUUUAUUGGAAAAAAUCAUUAAAAAAGCAAAUUUUUUUGUCAAAAAUACAAGAGCAAAAUAUCUGUUGUAUAUUAAUAUAUGAAAGCAUCCUCAGAUAGUAGAGAUUCAUUUUUGUUCAAAUCAUGGCUCCUGAUAAUGGAUCUGAUUCACAAUAAAGGUUCAAAUUUUUACAAUCUUUUUUUGCAAUAUCUAUAGUCUUCUGAAGAACAGGGAGCAUUAGCUACAUAACUGAUUAAAAACAUGUCAUUAUGAUAUAAAAUUAUGUUUUAUAAUUCAAGUCUAAGCCAGUUCUAGAAUGGCCCCAAAAGGUUUUAAUGCAGCCUAAAACAGUUUUGAUGCUUAUGUGAUCUUAAGUCCAUUGGGCCUCUAGUUUUGUAAUCUUGUUAAAAGACAUUAAUUAGUGAUGCAUGUAGUAUAUUUGUGUUUUGUUUUAUGUUUGUGGCUUUCAAGGGUAUAUAUAUUUAUUUUUUAUUAGCUGUGAUAUUUGUUGUAUACUCAUGCUUCAUUUGUGUUCCUAUC